CUUUCCACAAAUGCAAUUUGAAUUGCAAAAAUCGGAAUUAUUUCUGUAAUUUGACAAAUGGGAACUUAUUGCUUGUGUUCAACCCUCUUUAGAUUUCCAGUAGAUUAUCCAGAGUGGUUGGUCACCCAUAGCCAUGGCCAUGGUUGCUUACUUAGUGGUCGCAAACGACUACAAGCAGUUGCCACAAGUACUGUCAGUGUCGAUGUUUCUCAGGACAGACGAACAUGCGUUUUUUCUGCUACGAAGGCGCGGAAGCCAAUAACUGCGGCGAUACUGGCCGCAAUUGCAGCAUGUGCUGUGAUUGUGGCGGUGAAUGGGGCGGAGGCGUUGGCGGUGCCGGCGCAGAUUGAAACGCAGCAGGAAAUACUUGGAGAGACAUUUUCGAAUGUACCGCAAACGCUGUCUGGCGAUUGUGUUGAUGGUCAGAAGGAUUGCAAGAAGGCGAGGAUUCAAAGACCCAAGUCAAGGCAAGCAGAGAUUUGCACUGUCAAAUGUGUCAAUACUUGUAUUCGUGGUGACACUGGUGAAGGUCCUCUCAACGUUAGAAGGCCUCUGGUGGUGUUUAAGCAAGGGUUUCGCAGUCGCCAAUACUGUUUGGUGGAAUGCUCUGAUAUAUGUAAUUUGAUGAAAGAUGGUGAAGAUGGACCAUAGGGCUGUACAUUCAAUCUUAUUUUUAGGUUAAAUUCUUUAUCUGAGCCUACGAAAUUCCCAGGUGCUCUUUCAUAUCAUUAAAGCUUUGAUUGGGUUGUAUAUU
Molecule: messenger RNA, 754 nt
Organism: Solanum verrucosum
Lineage: Eukaryota; Viridiplantae; Streptophyta; Magnoliopsida; Solanales; Solanaceae
Exons: 3
Coding region: 58-651 (197 amino acids)
Source: RefSeq, a predicted model, not a curated record